Linum trigynum is the source of this 4075-nucleotide messenger RNA. The record is from the annotation of a GenBank genome assembly. Lineage: Eukaryota; Viridiplantae; Streptophyta; Magnoliopsida; Malpighiales; Linaceae.
UCGACAAAGCAAGAAUACGAAAGCGAGAAUCGAAAACACGACACACGAUUUACGUGGUUCACUAACACGAUGUGUGUUAGCUACGUCCACGGGCGAGAGAGAGCCAAUUUCACUAUAUCGAGGAGAUUACAGAUUACAGAGGAGUAUGAGAAGUAUUUAUAGUACUUCUCCAUGUGGGUCUAAACCUAAUCCAAUCUGGCAAAGGAAACGGUUAUAGACCAGGCCCAGAACCCGAACCCAAAUAACAUUGAGCCCAUAGAUUCUAAUUAAGUCACUCUCGUCUCAAUUUUGAAUUUCACAAUUUAGAAGCCCCUAUCCAACUCAAUUUUGACUUUCCAAUUUAAGUCACUCUCGUCUCUCACUUAAUAUCUUGUUAUUUUCAUAACACCAAAAGACAAACACUGGUAUUAGUAGUCUCUGAGCCUCCAAUUCGUCAAAUAAAAGAAUACCAAUUGCAAGCAUUUGAGAUGUCACCUCUCCCUCCAUCUUCUUAUUCAUAUCCUAGUUCUAGGAAAACUCAAGACUCUUUGCUUAGUCUCUUUGCCAUAAAUUAAAUAAUCAAAUCUAUUUUAUAUAUUUAAUUAUUGAUUAUCAAGGUAAUUAAUUUCGUAUUCGAUAAUACCGAAUGGGAUACCGAAGUAUCGAUUGAGAUAUCGAAAUAUUUAGGGAUUGGGAUUGAGAUACUAAAAUUAUUUAGGGAAUGAGAUACUGAAAUUAUUUAGGGAUUGAGAUUGAGUUUAGGGUGUAAUUCGGUAUUUGUAAUUUUGGUAUUUGGUAUUGGGAUAUCGAUACCGUACCGAUUUCCACCCCAUAUCAGGGCUAUGAAUGGUCUGAAUGAGAGGAUAAAUGGAAAUGGGCCUAUUAACACAAGGAUUGAAGAGGACGCGAGGCCCAUUGGACCUGGUCGAAGACCAAACUUCAUCUGAACCGAUUUUGUUUGCUUUUACAUGGGGAUAAGGUGUCAGAGCCCAACAACAGCGUGGAGUUUGAUCCCGUCAAAUCAACAGUAUCAUUUAUAGCUGAAAAGUAAAACUGCACUCCCCAUUCAAAUUUUCCUGCCCAUAGAGUGAUUUUAGGAAGCUGAUGUGGCAGGGUGUUAAGCGGGGAAAAAAUAUAACUCCCCGCCAGAUUGCAGAACUAAGAAACCGUCCACUACCCACCUUUUCUCCUGGUUUCCCACGUCUAUCUAGAGUAUCAUUUAUAGUGGAAACAUCAAACUGCCUACUCCAUUCAAAAAUCCCUAUCCUUAGAGGGCUUUUUGCUCUCUCCAUUUUGGAAACAUUACAAUGUUCCUUUCUCACCUGUAACCUAUUCUCCCUUCCUGCAGCAACGGUGAACUCAACCAAGGAUACCUUUCUCCCUGGGGACGACAUGUAUGAACCCUUUUUCGUUGUGGAAGAGAAGGAUGACAGGGCAGGGGCUUUUCGGCUUCUUCUUUUCUUCUCUUCCCCAACGAAUUGAAGGUCUAACGAAGGUUGACAUGAGCGAUUCCGAUCUUCUUUUCCGGGAGGGUCAUUCUGGACAGAGGAAUAGGCAAAGACGACGAAGAAGAAGUAUAAGGUUGCGGAGGAGGAGACAGGAGACGAAGGCGAAGAAAAUGAUGUUGAUAUUGUGCGAGUUUGCUGUGCAUUACCUCCAUGUCAACAAGUUUCAUCAUCGGCUGUCAUCUGCUGCUAAAACAUACUGCAAACCUCGACUUUAGCGGCGGUGGUUCAACUGGGCAAUAGAGACAAUUGUGUCAUUAAAAAGGGCAUCUAUCAACGACUGUAUGACUCCAAUUUCACAAGACUGCUAUGUUCUGUGCAUUUUCCCUUCCUUUCCCAUCAAUAGUUACAUCUUUUUGUUGGUUUGUAUGGUCAUUUGCUAAAAAUAGAACUUAAUCACAGUCAAGUUAAAUCCUUUUUGAGAUGUUUUUAUGUGAGUUAUGUUUUAGCUAAACUGAUAUGAGUUAUUUUUUGCUGAACUGAAAAGGUAUGGGGCACUAGAGAAGGUUGUUUCUGCUACAACUCAAAAACUCGCAACAAUAUCACCACUUCUGAUGAAACCAUAGCACUUGAUUUCACUUACAUGGUAGGCACUUGGACUUUAUGUAUAUCCAGAAGAAAAUCUGUUAUUGAAGUUCACAUCCAGAACAUUCCCAACCUUUUAUUUUGCUUGGACCAUAUAGUUGUUGUGGGUUGUCUACAGUGAUGAUAGUUAGGUUUUACGGUUAAUUUUGUAUACCGUCUUGCGUGGUUAUUAUUUUUCCUCUAUGUUUCAAUUAGAUAACACCUUCUGCCUCUUCUAUUCAGUAAUACGGGAUUGGAAUUUCUAUUCAUGUUGUUUGGUUUCAUCUCCAUACCUUGAGUUCAAAUUAUAAUUAGCCUUUCGUUGUCAAACUUAAAAUAACAAUCCAGUCUUCAGUUUUAUGAUACCCUCUAUUUCAGUAGGUAGCAAAUGUGCGCCAGGGGGUAAUGGAAUCAACCGAAUCGAUGACAGUAUUUUGACAAGGCAGGCUCUCUCUCUCUUCAAAUCGUUAGAACAAAAAAACUUGGAUCCUCUUUGAAUCGACAAACCCAGGUAGUUUCGUUUUGUUUACGAUUUUACCUGUUUUUUGGUUGGAACAUAUUUUGGUGCUUUCUUACUGGUGAGUUCAGUUAGUUAACUCUCUCAAAUGUUUUCUAGAUGCUAGAGCUGCCUCUAAGAUACUUGAUCAGGUGUUCUUUUGGAUAUAUAGCAGGUCUCACUGAUUGAAGUUUUAAGAUCCUAGAGGUAUUUAUUUAGCAUAUGAAAGGUUGAGUGAGGAAGUGUUUGGAUAUGUUGGAUCUUUAGUAGUUGUUCCAGCUUAUCGUUUUCGACUCUAAGAAAUGCAGUGCACUUUCUUAGUUUCGUUUGAACUCUAGCUAGCAAAGUUGGUUAACAAAUCGAUUUUCACCUGACUAUCGCUGCAAUAGAAAGUGGUAGUGGAACGCGGUGGCUCAUAGAGUGAAUUAUCACAGAACUAUUGACAUUUUUUGCCAUGGUAGUUUACCAUACCGAUUAGUACUGCAAUCUAGGUUAGUAUGAUGAUGAUGAUGAUGAUGAUGAUGAGAUCUCAAUCAUAUCUGUGAUUGGCCAUAUUUAUGUAAUUACUUUGAUGGGUUGGUAUAUAUGUAGAGUGAGAUCAGAAUUUAGCAUGAUAGCAUUUGGGAAAUUGCUGCAGGAUUGGAUAAGAAGUUUGGUAUUGGACAGUGGUAGCUUUAGGUCUAGCGGAUUUGGAUUCAUGGCAUGACCUAUGCUUGGAAGGCUGGGAUACUUUUGGUAUUGGUGAUACAAUCCGCGGGGCACGUACGGGUAAGCAUCCUAUCAUCCAUUCAUCUUUAUGUUGAUUAAAAGUUGUUUACUUAUUAAAGACUACAACUUUUGGAAAUGGAGUCCAGAAGUGUGGUUUGAUCAUGUCAGAAGGGAACUGGAUUCUGAGAAAUCGUACAAGAACAGGGAUAGGCCGAAAUUCAUAACUGAGGUUUUGUGUCAAAUUACUUCAAGAAUUUGGUAGGAAUUUCACAAGCGUGGUUGUGAUUUUUCUGCGAUGGAUCAUCAAGAAGGAACUUAUGGAGACACUCUGAGACCUUCCUAAUGACGAAACGUGAUUGUAUUAUGGUGGUUUCUUUGUGGUAGAAUAUGAUGUUCUUUCUCUAUUUCGGUUACUGUAAGCAUGAAUGAGAGGAUGAACAUGUUGUAUACAAAGCAUAAGAAUGAGCCUUUUCCAUAGCAGCCAGUGUUUUUCCUUCUAAUUUUUUUUAUUGUCGUGAUUAAUAUUCUUGUCUUUGGCCCUAGCCACAAGCGUAAAACGUCAGAAUAUUGCUAUACCAGUUGAUUGACUUUGAUUUCCCAGUGUAUUUUUUCCCCUCCCCCGAGAUGAUUGGAUUCUCUUGUGUUGCUUGGCCGCCUCCAGUUUCAAUUCAAGAAUCAGGUUAUCUGAAGGAAGUAUAUCAUAUUUGUAUGUAAUCUUAACUGUGCUACUUAUAAGUUUAGAAAGUGUGUAUCUUCAAUAUGCUACGCUUCCCAAUAGUUUAUGUAGCUUUUGUUGCUCCACUGAUAAAGCUAAGUUUUCUUU